This is a messenger RNA of Peromyscus eremicus (cactus mouse), 2120 nucleotides long. RefSeq names its product integrator complex subunit 11 (gene Ints11). Gene Ontology annotation, cellular component: nucleus. Bases 134 to 1936 code for a protein of 600 amino acids. NCBI's taxonomy places the organism in Eukaryota, Metazoa, Chordata, Mammalia, Rodentia, Cricetidae. The transcript has 17 exons. Gene Ontology annotation, biological process: snRNA processing. The record is from RefSeq and is a predicted model, not a curated record.
GUUGCGCCUGCGCUGUGUGUGGGAGUCGCGGUGGCUGGGCGUAGGGCCUAAACUGCGCGCUCGAGGUCUGAGCCCUUCCUGCGGGCGGUGCACGCAGGCUGUGGAAACGCAGUUCGAGACUGCCCCCCAGAAGAUGCCUGAAAUAAGAGUCACUCCCUUGGGGGCUGGCCAGGAUGUGGGCCGCAGCUGCAUUUUGGUCUCCAUUUCGGGCAAGAAUGUCAUGUUGGACUGUGGGAUGCACAUGGGCUACAAUGAUGACAGGCGCUUUCCAGACUUUUCCUACAUCACCCAGAGUGGCCGGCUGACUGACUUUCUGGACUGUGUAAUCAUCAGCCAUUUCCACCUGGACCACUGUGGGGCACUCCCUUACUUCAGUGAAAUGGUGGGCUACGAUGGGCCUAUCUAUAUGACCCACCCCACUCAGGCCAUCUGCCCCAUCCUGUUGGAAGACUACCGCAAGAUCGCAGUGGACAAGAAGGGCGAGGCAAAUUUCUUCACUUCUCAGAUGAUCAAAGACUGUAUGAAGAAGGUGGUGGCCGUUCACCUGCACCAGACGGUUCAGGUGGAUGAUGAACUGGAAAUUAAGGCAUACUAUGCAGGCCAUGUGCUGGGGGCAGCCAUGUUCCAGAUUAAAGUGGGAUCAGAGUCUGUGGUCUACACGGGUGAUUAUAACAUGACCCCAGACCGGCAUUUAGGGGCUGCAUGGAUUGACAAGUGUCGCCCCAACUUGCUCAUCACAGAAUCCACGUAUGCAACAACCAUCCGAGACUCCAAACGCUGCAGAGAGCGAGAUUUCCUUAAGAAAGUUCAUGAGACUGUGGAGCGUGGUGGGAAGGUGUUGAUCCCUGUGUUUGCACUGGGCCGGGCACAAGAGCUCUGCAUCCUGCUGGAGACCUUCUGGGAGCGCAUGAACCUGAAGGUGCCCAUCUACUUCUCUACGGGCCUGACAGAGAAGGCCAACCACUACUACAAGCUCUUCAUCACCUGGACCAACCAGAAAAUACGUAAGACAUUUGUCCAGAGGAAUAUGUUUGAGUUCAAGCACAUCAAAGCCUUCGACCGGACAUUUGCUGACAACCCAGGUCCCAUGGUUGUGUUUGCCACACCCGGGAUGCUGCAUGCUGGCCAAUCUCUGCAGAUCUUUCGAAAGUGGGCAGGAAACGAGAAGAACAUGGUCAUCAUGCCUGGUUACUGUGUGCAAGGCACUGUGGGCCACAAGAUCCUUAGUGGGCAACGAAAGCUGGAGAUGGAGGGGCGUCAGGUGCUGGAGGUAAAGAUGCAAGUGGAAUACAUGUCAUUCAGUGCCCAUGCUGAUGCCAAGGGCAUCAUGCAACUGGUGGGACAAGCAGAGCCGGAGAGCGUGCUGCUGGUGCAUGGCGAGGCCAAGAAGAUGGAGUUCUUGAGGCAGAAGAUUGAGCAGGAAUUCCGGGUCAGCUGCUACAUGCCAGCCAAUGGUGAGACAGUGACGCUGCCCACAAGCCCCAGCAUCCCUGUGGGCAUCUCCCUGGGGCUGCUGAAGCAGGAGAUGGUGCAGGGACUGCUCCCUGAGGCUAAAAAGUCUCGGCUCUUGCAUGGCACACUAAUUAUGAAAGACAGUAGUUUCCGGCUGGUAUCCUCAGAGCAAGCCCUCAAGGAGUUAGGCCUGGCUGAGCACCAGCUGCGCUUCACCUGUCGUGUGCACCUGCAGGACACACGCAAGGAGCAAGAAACAGCCCUACGUGUGUACAGCCACCUUAAGAGCACCCUCAAAGACCACUGUGUACAGCACCUCCCUGAUGGCUCUGUGACUGUGGAGUCCAUUCUUAUCCAGGCUGCUGCCCACUCAGAGGACCCUGGUACUAAGGUACUCCUGGUCUCCUGGACCUACCAGGAUGAAGAGCUGGGAAGCUUUCUCACAGCACUGCUCAAAAAUGGCCUCCCCCAGGCACCCAGCUGACAUGUAACCACCAGCAACCUACCACUCUGUCUCUUGCUAUUUGCCCAGCAGAAGGACCAGGGAUUUGGCUUUGGGAGGUAGAUGCCCUGAGUAAAUGGAAACCAUAAUUGGGCCACAGACUCUGUCCUAGGGACAAGACCAGAGUCACAGGCUGGCUAAAGUAAUAAACAAGCCUUUUUGUUCA